CCGGCCUCCAACGGCAGCUCGGGAGGCCCCGAACUGCCAGAACCCCUCUGCCGGUUCCUCUCGCGGCCCGAGGCCUCAUCGCCGCAGAGGUGCCGAGUGCCCGCUCCUCGGGGGGACACCGUGGGGGGACCCCGCAGGAAGGAGCGGGGACCUGGUCUCUCCUCCUCGCAGGGCGGCCGAAUGGCCCGGCACUGGAUGCCGGGGACUAGCUGCCGAAUAGAGUGACGCUCAGAUGUGAAAGCCGGGCACAGCUACCCUGGGAGCAGUGCGGUGAUGCUGCAGCAGCCUCCUGCUGCUUCGCUGAGGGACAGGGACUCCAUCAGCGGCUGGUAGAAAGCCCUACCCGAGGACUCCUGGAGGGCAGUGCGGGCAGGUGGACUCGGAUGCCUGAGCAGUGAACGUCCCAGGCUGGGGAGGAGGUGACGCAGAGGCACUCGGCAGUAGGUGUGAGGUGAUCUAGCCCAGCUCCUGCAGUGGCCUGGCUCUCUGGUGUCUGAGGAUGAGUUUGACCCCCACCAAGGGAUGCCUCCUGGACCUGCCCUGGGAAGACGUCUUGCUUCCACAUAUUCUCUGUCAUCUGCCAUUGCAGCAGCUCCUGAGCCUGCAGAGGGUCAGCAAGUCAUUCCAGUCUCUCAUCCAGCUGUACCUGGCCAACAUGCGCUGCUUUGACUCAAACCAGAUCAGAGCUGCCAUCCCUCGAGCUGCUUUUGUUAACCUGUUGAAGGACAACAAAGUACUGCAGCAGCUGGCACUCCAGAACUGCUCUGGCUGGCUGACGGACUGCGAGCUGCUCCCAGUCAUUGAGCAGAACCACCACCUCCACCAGAUCCAGCUGAAGGGCUGCGUCCAGCUCAGCCGCCAUGCGCUGGUGACCAUCUCACUGAGCUGCCCCAACCUGCGCCAGCUGUCCCUGGCUCAGUGCGACUGGGUGGACAGCCUGGCCCUGCGCAGCCUGGCUGACCACUGCAAGGCCCUGGAGGCUGUGGACCUGACAGCCUGCCGCCAGCUGAAGGACGAGGCCAUCUGUUACCUGGUGCAGAAGUGCAGCAGGCUCAAGUCUCUGUCGCUGGCUGUCAAUGCCAAUGUGGGUGACGUGGCAGUCGAGGAGACUGCCAAGUGCUGCCCCGAGCUGGAGCACUUGGACCUCACAGGGUGUCUGCGAGUCAAGAAUGACUCCAUCAGAGUCCUGGCUGAGUACUGUCCCAAGCUGCGCUCGCUGAAGGUCAAGCAUUGCCACAACGUGGCUGAGUCCAGCUUGAGCAUCCUCCGAAGCCGUGGGGUGGAGCUGGAUGUGGAGCCUCCACUGCGGAGGGCUCUUAUUCUCCUGGAGGACGUGGUUGGCUUCGCCCCUUUCAUCAACCUUCAGAUCUAGAACUGCUGCUGCUGGGGAGGGGGGGACUGAUGCAACGCUGGGAACCUGGAAGGAUGCUGGAACUGGCUGCUGUGGAGACGUGCAGAGGGAGAGGUCGGUCCCAUUGGUGAGGCUGGCCUGAGUGGGGCUCACUCUUUCCUCCUCCCUGGCGUGGAGAGAGCGCUUGACUUGCAGGAACACCAUGGUGCUGAACAGGCCUUGGCCAGGCCAGCUAAUAGAUAGGAUUUACUAUUUGUUGUAUUUUAAAUCUCUAAGCGGCAGCUGUCCAGAGAGCAGGGGAGUGCGUGAUGGGGACUGUCCCCUGGGGUGGGUGUACAGGGCAUGCCAGCAGAGCUGUGGAACAAACCAGGCCAGCUGGAGCAGGAAAGAGAACAGCUACCAGCCUUCCUCUUGGGAGAGGGCAGGCCCCUCUGGGCUCUGGGAGGAGGGCAGUAAGCCUAGCUCCAGCCUGUGGCCACUGGCCAGCCUAGCACCAAAGGACUGGCAUGGCCCCAGUGCAGGCAGUGUGUCUGUCCAGGCCUAGGGUGCUGGUUUAGGCUGGGGCAAGGUGGGAGAUGCUCCUAACUGCAGUUUCACUGACAGAAAAGCACCAAACCUAGCUGUGCUGUCACUGAAAGCAGUUGGUCAUUGCCAUUUGUUUCUUCCAGCUUCUGACUUAACAUUUUAGUAGUGCCCAGGCCUGCUACUGUAUCUUGCUCCGUGUGGCAUGGCUGGAAAUUUGGCACUCAGUAGUGGUAAGAAAUGGCAGAAGCACUGGCUCUACUGUAAGCUGAAGUUUGUGGAGAGCUGCAGGUUAUGUUGGCAGGGAGAGUCUAGCUCUAGAGUUCAGCCUCAGCCCUUGUUAUCCGCUAGGC
Molecule: messenger RNA, 2226 nt
Organism: Lepidothrix coronata (blue-crowned manakin)
Lineage: Eukaryota; Metazoa; Chordata; Aves; Passeriformes; Pipridae
Gene: FBXL15
Product: F-box and leucine rich repeat protein 15
Exons: 4
Coding region: 500-1372 (290 amino acids)
Molecular function (GO): protein binding
Source: RefSeq, a predicted model, not a curated record